Messenger RNA from Phoenix dactylifera (date palm), 1230 nucleotides. RefSeq names its product phosphoenolpyruvate carboxylase kinase 2-like. Lineage: Eukaryota; Viridiplantae; Streptophyta; Magnoliopsida; Arecales; Arecaceae. Gene Ontology annotation, biological process: protein phosphorylation. Gene Ontology annotation, molecular function: ATP binding; protein kinase activity. The record is from RefSeq and is a predicted model, not a curated record.
GUGCCAAUCACACCGAAUACGCUCCUGCAUAAAAGCCGGUCACCUGUCACCGUGUAACCGCAAGAGAGAAAUUGUAGCUCGGUUAGAGCGAUGAGCGAGGAGCUGAGGCGGGAGUACGAGAUCGGACCACAGAUCGGACGGGGGAGGUUCGGCACCGUGUACCGGUGCGUCUCGGCGGAGACUGGCGAGGAGUUCGCCGUGAAGUCCAUCGAGAAGGCCCUCCUUGCCGACACCAUCGACCGCGAGUGCGUCGAGCGGGAGGCCAAGAUCGCCGAGCACGCCGCCGCCGGGAACCCGCACGCCGUCCAGGUGGAAGCCGUGUACGAAGACGAGGCGUGGCUCCACGUGGUGAUGGAGCUGUGCCCCGGGCCUGACCUCUUCGACCGGAUCAGCGGGCGGGAGGCGCCGCUGGCGGAGACGGAGGCGGCGGCGGUGAUGGCGCCGCUGAUGGAGGCGGUGGCGGUGUGCCAUCGGCGGGGGGUGGCUCACCGGGACAUCAAGCCGGACAACGUGCUGUUCGACGGGUGUGGGCGGCUGAAACUGGCGGACUUCGGGUCGGCGGAGUGCUUCGGGGACGGGCGGCCGAUGAGGGGGCUGGUGGGGACGCCCUACUACCUGGCGCCGGAGGUGGUGGCCGGGAGGGACUACGACGAAAAGGUGGACGUCUGGAGCGCUGGUGUGGUGCUCUACAUAAUGCUCUCCGGGAUGCCGCCCUUCUACGGCGACACGGCGGUUGAGAUCUUCGAGGCGGUGCUCCGAGCCAACCUCCGGUUUCCCACGCGGAUUUUCCACACCGUCUCCCCGAUGGCCAAGGAUCUCCUCCGCCGGAUGCUCUGCAAGGACAUUUCGCGAAGGUUCUCGGCGGAGCAAGUCCUCAGGCAUCCGUGGAUAACCAGUGGCGGGGGACUGAGAGCGACAGAGGAGCCAACCUAGAAGGAAGAUUAAAGGCGGUGAGCGCGGGCUUUGCGUACAAAAAAUAUGCCCCAUUUUUCUUUUCCAGAAGGGGCUCCGGGGUUUGAAAUCUCGUCUUGAUGGGAGAUAAGGAUGGGAUUUUUUUUCUUAUCUUUUCGAUCUCUUUAACGUUUGAGUGUAUAUAUUUUUUUGCUCCUAAAUGAAAGAAUAAAGUAAAGCAUCUGUAAAUUGUUUUUUUUUUUAAGUGCUGCGAGUUAUGCUGGUAUUGUAUCAUGUAAAGAGAUCCAAGUACAUGGAAUUUUCUUUUGCUGUUAUUUU